AUGAGUUUCACCAAUCGUAAAAUCAAGAAGUUCGACAUCCCUGACGGCAUUCAGUCCAUUGUCGUUGAGGACGAACCUGACCAAGAGUAUUCUAACGAGGACCACGAACCCAAAUCCGAAAACCCUAUCAAGACCGAGCCUGAAGACGACCCGCGCCUGGACAAAGACAUGGACAUCAACGAAUACAUGGGUUCAGAGAAUGCCGACGAUCCCGAGACCGAUUUCGACAUGAAACAGAGGAUCUAUGAUCUGAAAGUGCAGCUUGGAGUGGCCACUCCGAUGGACGAGAUGAACAUGGUCAUGCUGCAAAACCGUGUGAAAAGACAUCAAAAGAGUCAUCCUGGUCACGACAGUGUGACCCACCAGGACGCGCACAUAAUGGAAUGGGACACCUAUGCAUCCCGCAAGAGCGAUGGAAAGACCCGUAAGCGUAUCGCUUCGGGUGAGGUUUUGGAUCGCGAGAAUGGUAUUGUGCCAUCAAGCAGCAGAUCAAGAAAGAGACACAAGUUAACGGGAUCAGGAAACAACGCAGGCCGAGUUCAUGUACCGGUCCCCGUCGAUCCUACUGGUCCCACAAGAUUCUGGAAAGAUGUCGAUCAUGUCGCAGAGAUGGCCACAGAGCAGGAGAUUGAGCAGGCAACCAGAAAGGAUCUUCUAAGUGGCCUAAUCAAGAACGCCCCUCUUGGCACUCCUGCACAAAAUGCUCAAGUUAAGCGCGACACGAAGAGACUCGAAAUCGCAAUGCAGUCGUUUUCAAGCAAGGCAGGUCAUACCAAGACCAACAGAGCCAUCAACGCCAAGACUGGCGGGUUCCUCGUCGAAGGGAUGGUUACACCGCUCAAGGCCCAUCAGGUCAUAUCUGCGGGCCGAAUGCGAGCUGUGGAGACUGGCGAUUCGGUAUGUAGAGGAGGCAUAUGUUCGGACGCGCCGGGUCUCGGCAAGACCGUGACAAGCAUCGCCAACAUUGUCAACGGAAGACCGCUGAAAGCUCAACUCAACGCAUCUUCCCGUCAUACUACGCUAGUCGUAUGCAGUCCAGGACCACUGGGCGCACAGUGGAGAUCGGAGAUCACCAAACACAGCAAGAGAGAGACAAGCCGCAACAAUUGGGGUAUCGGCAAUGUCCUAGAGUUCAGCGACGCUAUCAAGGACCCAGACGACCUUCAUCUCUACGACAUUGUGGUUUGCACCUAUCAUCAACUUCAAACCAGCUGGCCGAGUUGCAAAUUCCCUACAGGCACUUUGGAGUCAGAGAAACACUCUUACAUCUGGGAGAACCACUACAAAGACAUAGGAUACCUCCACAAAUUUGGGUUUCUCCGAGUUGUUAUCGACGAAGCCCAUCGCCUCAAGAAUCCGAAAACUCUUGUAGCGCAGGCAAGUUUCAACCUCGAUGCUACUUUCAAGUGGGCGUUGACUGGUACACCGAUGAUCAACGGGACUAAGGACUUGUACUCUCUCUUCAGGUUCAUCGGUCUUCCUAUUGCGUGUGAGAUGACAUACGCAGAAUUCAAGAAGCAAUUCUGUUGGGGAAAGAAGAACGACACGGUUGAUCAUCUUCCGAAGGAGAUGAUUGACAGCAUACAAGGCUUCACCCAGACAGACACACUGUUUAACGCCAAGCUGUUCACAAUUCCCACGCCCAAAAACUCGUCGUUCAUCGUACAACCUACGAAGAUCGAGAAGUCCCUAUACGACAUCAUCGACGAUCGUUUCGUAACCAUCAUCAAGGCGUCGAAAUCGAAGAGGUCCAACGCUGUCACUAAGAUGAAUCUCUUGAGGCAGCUGACAUCCCACCCGAUGAUCGCUGUAACGACGGCCGGUCCCUGGCUCGAGAAGGAAGACUUUGACAAGUUCGAAAAAGUUGUCAAAGAGGAGCAAAAAUCGGGCAUUGACGGAAUCAGCAUGAUUCACGCGCUUAGAGAUCUCAUGUCGCAAACACGUAAGGAGACAGAGCAGAAGCUCCUCGAUGGUAUCAAGCCGGGCGAUCUGGAAUUUCCCGACGACAUUUCCGACAGAACCGAAGGCCCUGGUGGUGUUGAACACAUCAUACAGUCAGAAAAUAUCGCCACAAACCUGGAGCCCCUAGGCACUGGCCUCGCUCACGGGAAGAACAUCGACAACUCUGCAUUCAUGAACAAUCUACAGAACGCUACACAAAAGGUCGACUCAGAGAAGUCAAAAUUAUGCUGCAAAUGCAACAACCCAGCCUCUGACCCCAGAAUUACUUUGUGUGGUCAUCUCUAUUGUCUAUCGCAUCUCAGAGACCGGAUCGAUAAAGCAAGAAGAAAGAACCGUGACCACGCAACCUGUCGUGUCGAGCAUUGUGGAAAAAAGAUCAAGCUUGAUAUCUUGACGAACCCGACCACCGAGCAACCGCUACCUUGGCUGGAUGGAGAAGGAAAACUCCUGCCUUCUGCAAAGACUCUGGCCGCCAAAAGCCAGAUCCUGGAUUGGCUGAUGCAAGACGACACGGCCAAGAUCAUCAUCUUUUGCCAAUGGAAGAAGUUUCUCGCUAUCCUGUCCACGAUGUGUGAAGAGGAAAAGUGGGGAUACACUACUCUCCACGGCAGCUUGAACAAGAAAACUCGCGACGUCAAUAUCGAGAAGUUCAAGACAGACCCUGAAACUCGUAUCCUCAUCGCAACUCUACAAACCGGAAGUGAGGGUUUGAACCUGACAUGCGCUCGAUACGUUCUGAACACAGACCCAUACUGGAAUACGGCUGGCGAAGAACAGGCUUUUUGCAGAGUUUACCGCAUGGGUCAGAAAGAAGAUACUGAAUUUGUCAACUUGACCCUUGCUGGAUCCAUCGACACGAAGAUUAACGGAAUCAAGUUCAGGAAAGACAAUGAGAUCCAAAACGUUCAUGAAUACUGCAAGAAGAUGUCGAAUGCAGACCUUCUGGAACUACUCGAGUCAUAAGCGCAUGACAAUUGAAGAAUUGCUCAAGACUUUUGAGCCUACCGAUGAUGGCGAUGAAGAUUCUACUUCGGAGUAAGUAGCUAUGGGAAAUAAUGACAUUUCGGGAAUGAUUUACUAGCAUAAUUAUCUAAGAAAACACAAAAAAAAUACUGUACCCCC
Aureobasidium pullulans EXF-150 is the source of this 3084-nucleotide messenger RNA. RefSeq lists its product as uncharacterized. The record is from RefSeq and is a predicted model, not a curated record. NCBI's taxonomy places the organism in Eukaryota, Fungi, Ascomycota, Dothideomycetes, Dothideales, Saccotheciaceae. Gene Ontology annotation, molecular function: ATP binding; ATP-dependent chromatin remodeler activity. The transcript has a single exon. Bases 1 to 2925 code for a protein of 974 amino acids.